AUCCAAGUCUUGCGCUUCGCUGCUGGUGAUCGUGUGACUUCAGCUGCUCGUCGUCGUGUAUGUAGUGGACGGACAGCCGAGCGGCCGGAGCUGGCUGGCUGGCUCAGACUGACUGACAAAUUGAUUGGCGCAGGAUUCCUGAGCUGCAAAUCUUCUCUCCAGAUUUCCGAGCCCCUCUCGGAAAAGUGAGAGCCUCCGUCCACGAGAGAUGAUCUGACAGAUUCGAUAAUCGUCCCCAUGAAGUAUCAGAAGCUUCCUUCGAGAGAUGACUUGGAAAUUCAGAUUCCCUCGAAUGUUCGACCGGCGGUAUCGUCCGUUCACGUCUCAGCUUAUUCAACUCGGGCUUCGGUGAAAUUCGGGUUGUUCUGCUUCGUUUUCAUCUCGUUAUAUUGUCUCAUAUACAGCCCAUUGUCCGCAUGGACAACGGAACCAGGCAUUGCGCCCAACUUGACGUGGGUUCUCCGGCAACGCGAGUCCUUCCUGUACAUACUCCAACCCCAGAAUUUCACGGCGAUCCUGGCUCCAACGGAAAGCCGCUGUGAUCCCCAACGACUCGUGACAAUCGUCGUGUGCUCAGCUGCAGGGAAUGAUGUCGCCAGGCGGGCGAUCCGCGAAUCUUGGGCAACAGAAUAUCCUGAUGAUAGUCGCGUGUUCUUCCUGGUGGGGAAAGGUGCGCCCAACGACACCAAGCUCCAGGAGAAGCUAGAGAUGGAGGCGGAGCACUAUGACGACUUGAUUCAGGAAGACUUCUUCGACUCGUACAACAAUCUGACGCUGAAGUCAGCUUUCUUGCUGAAGUGGGCGAAUUAUUCAGGUUGCGCCGCUUCGUCGCGGUAUAUUUUGAAAACCGACGACGAUAUGUACAUAAAUGUUCAGAAUCUUGUCAAUGUGUUGCGAGUCAAAGGGAAGAGCAGAAUGCUCCUGGGUAGUCUCAUAACGAAGGCGAAGCCCGUGCGAGACUUCAAAUCGAAAUGGUACGUUCCAUCGUAUGUCUUCUCGGAAAAGAUGUACCCAGAUUAUCUGUCGGGUACGGGUUACGUCAUGUCGACAGACAUCGUCUCGGAUCUCUUGAGGAUGACUGAGAGUACACCCUUCUUCCACAUGGAGGACAUAUAUGUCACUGGACUAUUGGCGCGUCGCCUCGGGGUUCGAAGACUCAAUCAUGAAGGCUUCAAAUACUUCAAACGAAAAAACAACGUAUGUGUCUUCCGGAGGCUCAUCUCCGCUCACAUGAUGGCGCCCUGGGAGCUUCGUAAGAUGUUCGCAGACGUUCAUGACAAAACGAAGUCCUGCAGGUAG
This is a messenger RNA of Galendromus occidentalis (western predatory mite), 1299 nucleotides long. Its product is annotated as beta-1,3-galactosyltransferase 1. Gene Ontology annotation, biological process: protein O-linked glycosylation. Gene Ontology annotation, molecular function: hexosyltransferase activity. The transcript has 6 exons. Gene Ontology annotation, cellular component: Golgi membrane. NCBI's taxonomy places the organism in Eukaryota, Metazoa, Arthropoda, Arachnida, Mesostigmata, Phytoseiidae. The record is from RefSeq and is a predicted model, not a curated record. The coding region runs from base 238 to 1299 and encodes 353 amino acids.